AUGUCAGAAUCAGAAUUGCCUUCCUCGUCCAACCCCAAGCCCAUGCUCAACAAAAAUAAGAGGUCUACCUCGGGCUUUAGAAUCUGGAAGGAAGAUACCGAUGAACUAGAGGCCAAGUUUUUUGACGCUCUCUACCAAGGCAACACACAGGUCGUGGAAGAAUGUAUCAACUUAGGGGUGGACCCCAAUGUGACCGACGACGAUGAUAUGACCCCACUUCACCACACAGCUAUAUGUGGUGAUACACCAAUGGGAAAGAUACUAAUGUCAUCUGUCAAAAUCGACAUAAACAAAACGGAUCCUGACGGGAAUACAGCUCUGAUGUUCGCCUGCAUAUAUCGACACGAGGAUUUCGUGAAGGAACUGUUAAACAAGGGAGCCGAACCUGAAAUAGUAAACAUGAAAGGACAAAGAGCGUUGCACAUGGCUUGCACUGGUAAUAGUUUGAAAAUAAGUAAUCACUUAAUAGCGAAUGGAGCUAAUAUUAACGUAUUGGAUGCGUUUGACAACACUCCGCUGUCCAUAGCUGUAAUUGACCAUGGUUCUAUACCACUGAGCGUGAUGCUGUUAAAGAAGGGGGCCAAUGCCACUUCAACAAAAAAGUUUCCUCUAUUUCUAGAAUGUGUACUAAACUGCAACACUAUGGCGCGACUGAAACUUAUAAAAAUACUGCUUUGUUACGGUGUUGACAUAUAUUGCGUACAUCCCAUUUCUAAAAGGAACUGCCUUCAUUUCGUGGCAAUCACGGGUUACCUUCCUGCUGCAAAAAGUUUAUUAAAACGCGGAGAAUCGAAUUUGUACUCUACUGAUCUUGCUGGUAGGACUCCCCUACGUAUCGCCUGGGAUCAUAGGAAUUUCGAAAUAUAUAAUCACUACAUCGACUGGUUCGAGAAGGAUGAGUUGAGAGCUACGCUCGAGGAUGAUAUCAUCGAACAUUUGUAUAAAAUAUUCGAUCAGAAAAAUGAAUGA
Messenger RNA from Anoplophora glabripennis (Asian longhorned beetle), 969 nucleotides. Its product is annotated as serine/threonine-protein phosphatase 6 regulatory ankyrin repeat subunit C-like. Lineage: Eukaryota; Metazoa; Arthropoda; Insecta; Coleoptera; Cerambycidae. The transcript has 3 exons. The record is from RefSeq and is a predicted model, not a curated record. Gene Ontology annotation, molecular function: protein binding. Gene Ontology annotation, cellular component: cytoplasm. Bases 1 to 969 code for a protein of 322 amino acids.